Cuscuta campestris is the source of this 1079-nucleotide messenger RNA. The record is from the annotation of a GenBank genome assembly. NCBI's taxonomy places the organism in Eukaryota, Viridiplantae, Streptophyta, Magnoliopsida, Solanales, Convolvulaceae.
UACGGGGGAGGUGUAGUAUUCACAACUCCGGAAGGGUUCAAGGUAUAUCAUGCCUUGAUCUUCAAUUUCAAGCUCACAAACAACGAGGCUGAGUAUGAGGCAUUGAUAGGGGGUCUGAGAUUGGCCAAAACCCUACAAAUCACCUGCCUCAGGAUCAAAUCCGACUCAAGCUUGGUGGUAGGCCACAUCAAUGGCAACAUGGAGGCCAAAGGAGAGAAGAUGCAGAAGUACAGAGACUUGGCAAGGGCAUUAUUGAAGGAUCUGACUGAGUACGUGAUGGAGCAAAUCCCUAGGGGGGAAAACACUGAUGCUGACUUGCUAUCAAAAUUGACGCAAGCAGCCCCGGAGCAUGUGUCUAAGCUGGCCAGGAUUGAGACGCUGGAGAAAGCCAGCAUUGAAGGGUUUUCUGUUAGCAUGAUAGAGGAAGAUGGACAGCCCAAUCCAGAUCGAGUGGAGCCAGAUGAUAUUUGGAUAGAUGACUUGGUCAGGUACUAUAUGACCGGGCAGUUCCCUGAGGAUGAGGAUAUGGUAAGAAAAGUAAAGUUGAGGGCUCCAAGAUUCCAAAUGCUUGAUGGAAGGCUAUACAAAAGAGCAUUUGGUGGUCCAUUGCUCAGGUGCUUGACCAGGGCAGAGCCGGAAAUUGUGAUCGCCGAAGUUCAUGAGGGUGUCUGCGCAGCCCACCAAAUGUCCAGGACACUCGCACAAAGGAUCAUCUUGCUAGGUUAUUUCUGGCCUACAAUGAACCAAGAUUGUGAGAAGUAUGUGCAAAGGUGCAAGACUUGCCAGGUGUUCUACAAGUUUCCGGGAAGGCCUGCGACAUACUACCACCCAAUUUCUAAUGUUAUUCCAUUCGCAAGUGCAACCAGGCUGUUGGAAGUUGAUCAGAACAAAUUCAACCUAGACGUUUAUUACAUUUCCAACUGGAAGAUAACCGGAUCAGGAGACAAGCCAGGAGCAAAGUGACCUGGACAUUUUCAAGUCUGGAGACCAGGACAUGAGAUGACCUGGAAGUUUCUAAGCCGUGCAUUUAAAAUGCCCUUCAAGAUUUUAACCUAGCCUAAUAAACUAGGACAUAAGAU